AUGUCUGGCAUUGCCCUUGGUCGUUUGUCAGAAGAGAGAAAGGCGUGGCGAAAAGAUCAUCCGUUUGUACGUAUUUUAAAAUUGACAUGUGGUAUAAAUUUAUGUGAAGUUAGGAACUUUAUACUUGAUAACUCUGUCAGUUCUGAACUGUUUUCUCGACAGGAAGAGGUAUACCAUACAGGAAGAGUUAUCUCUUUUUGAUCCAGUGUUACUACAGGAGAAAACUUAAAUUAAACUAACUUUAUUUAUACUGGACAGCUCUAUGUUAGUUCAAGGAAUGAAGGAAUCGAAGUCCUUCCUCAAGAUUCAUAUUUAUAAAUUGCUUAGUUUAUGUUUGCUAACUUGGGUCGUGUAUUAAAUCACUUUGGUUUUAGUUUAUACAGUACAUUAUUAACAAUUUCUUGUGUUUAGUGAGUAAAUUCGUAUUUAAUUUUGUACUUAUGUAUGCUUAAGUUUGGCUUGUGUUUAUAUUGUUGACGUUGUGAUUUAAUAUGUCUAUUGUUUUUGUCAGUACUUUUGAUUUAUUGAAAAAUAUAAAGUACAAAGAGCCUAAAUAAACUCUCUCUCUUUGAAAGCAUUUUAACUGCCAGGGAUUUCAAUAGAAAGUUUUAUUUAAAGUUUUAUGACUGGUUGGGUAUGACUUUUAAGCUUAAUAGAGAACUAAAAAUUGAUCUGUAUAAUAUAAAAGAGAAUAUUUUCAACAAGCAAUUUUUUCCUCACCAAUUAAGAACUGCAUAAUUUAGUGAAAUACAAUAAAUUCAUGGAAAUAUGGCAAAUAUUUUGUGAUAUAAACCAGAGUUUAUUCCAUAUGUGAUUCAUAUACUGUACCUGUCCAGUAAGCCUGACUGGCUUAUCUCUUAACCAAAUUUUGACUGUUUAAUGUUGUCUAGGGUUUUGUUGCCAAGCCAAUAAAAAACCCAGAUGGAACAUUAAAUCUUAUGAAUUGGGAAUGUGGUAUGUCCUAUUUGUAAUGCUUUAGGCCAUGUUUACACUGUAGUGGAUAGCUUUCUGUAGCAAUGCGAGAAAACGCCUAUAUGUACCUUUUAGGAACGUUAUUUUCAGAGGAAUUAUUGCAACGGAGAGAUGUUGUUUCGCUCAGCAUCUGAAAGUUGUACAUUUCAUAUGGGAUAGAUGCUUUUUUGUGCCGCUACAGAAAGCUAUCCGGUAUAGUGGAAACAUAGCCUAUCAAUGUUUACCAUUGAACAAAAGCUCUUAAUUGACCAACAUAUCACUAAGUAGAUCUAUUUAUUUUUAUAGCAAUUCCUGGAAAAAAAGGAGUAUGUAUAAAUAAUUAUGUAUAUAUGUGAAAAUUUUAAAAGAUGUUAUUCUGAGAGCCUUGACACCAGGCAAGAACCUUUGGCUAAAGAAAACCAGCACUUGUGGUUUUGUGGUCAGCACGCUUGCAUUUUAAGCUGGGAGACUUGGGUUCAAUCCUUGCUUGGACCUCUACUCCAGUUCUUAAAAUAAUUGAGGAGAAAGAGCUACCUUUACAUUGACAUUGGUAAAUGGUUAGACUUUCAUGUCUUCUCGGAUAAGGACGUUAAAUCGUAGCUAGCUCGGAUCCCCUAUCAAUUGGAUAAUAUUUAGCCUGUUGGGAAAUCUGCUCACGAAUGAGUGAGAAACUCCUUAAACUUGCUAGUUCUUGGGAAUUGAAACUGCUACCUUUAGCUUGCUAAUCCAAUGCUCUACAGGCUGCUCUAUGUACUGUUCUAGAACAUUUGGAACACUGUUCUGGAAUGAUAUAAUUCAAUGGAGUGCACACAGUGUUCUGGAACAGUGUUUAGUUUAUUAUAUAUGCGUGCAACCAUGCAUUACUAUAUUAUAAUUAGUUAUUCGCAUAAUAAAGUGUAUAAUGGUUUGCUGUUAUUUGUAUAUCUAGGUAUGCUUUUGCAACGUUUUUACUCGUUGAUUUUGCCCUACCCUGGCGUUCAAGUGACAUAUAAUAAUUACAGUAUAUGUCGAUAUAUGGUGGUUAACCCUUCAAAAUAAUGCUCUAUGCAGUGUGCAUUGGAUACACAAAAUAUGUCACCUCCAUUUCUAAGUACUUGAAAAUAGGCAGUGUCAUGUAUCUGUUCUGGCUGCCCCUACUCGAAAAUUGGGGUAGUCAGAAUAGUUCAGAACAGAACAGUCAUGUGAAGAACAGUCAUGUGACUGUCUUCUGAUCCAUUCAUUAGUGUUUUGAAAAUCCAGAGCACUCCAAACAGUGAAUGGAGCAGCUUGCUAGGUAGCCAUAGGUCACAGGUUCUAGUCCUGCUGCGGUCAAGUAAUUUUUCCGCUUAACGAUGUGGAGACUUUCAGAAAAACAUCGGCAAAACGUUACGAAAGAAAGAUUUCAGAUGAAUUCUGAGUCCUGCUGCAGUCUUGUUAGAUGUGCAUGGGUCUGCUCUAUAUAAUCCAGUUGAUGUUAAAUGUGUUCUCUUUUGUUAGACUCCUUGGGAAGGUGGCCAGUAUAAACUAAGGAUGAUCUUUAAAGAUGACUACCCCUCAUCACCUCCAAAAUGUAAGUUGAAGUUAGACUGUAGUGCCCAUAUCCAGCAGGCAAAAUGACGUUUAUUCAAUGUUGAAUCAACAUCGGAAAUGAUCUUCCAGAUGUUGGAUAGAUGUUGAAAAAGCAUUGAAAUUACUCUUUUGACGUUGAAACAAACUUAAGAUUAGGUUGCCAAUCUUGUCAACCGUAACUCAACGUUGAAUCCACAUUGAAAUAAGACUGUAGCACCUAUAGUUGUAUUUUUUGCAACCAGUGUGCGAAUUAGUUGAGAAAAAACGAUGUGCAAUUUUUUCUCGAGAAAAAUGUACCUCCAGAGUCAUAAAAUUGGUUCAGAUUAAUGUUACAUCUAGCUACUGGGAGUCACAUUCAAUCAAAUACCCCAUUAAGCCAACUAUUAUGGUGUAGUAAUCUAAUAUUUCUAAUACGUGCAUUUAAUAUACAUAUAAACAAGUUAAAAUGUUAAAUUCCAUAAGCUAGUCACUUUCUGACGACUGUUGAUCCGAAAAAUAGGCAUGUCGGCGUGAUGCGUCUGACGUCUCGACUUUCUUCUUAAGUUUCUCCGGACAACCGUGACCUCCGAAUUUGAUCCUUUGUUUCUUUUGUCCAUACCACCGCUCAAUUGCAGCAUCCAUAAUCCUUCACUGAAGGUCCCUCCUCGCUAAUUCUCAAAAGACUGUCCAAUCUAUCUCAUGACAUUCUGUUGCUUAGGUGUGGUUUCAUUCUCGCCAUUGUGGAGAACAUCCGUUCAACCACAGCAUUCGAGAUGGGUGUAAUCAAUAGCAGUUCCACAUUGUUCAGAAUGUUUGAAAACUGCUCUUUACCAGCUGGUGAAGAGAGUAAAAUUCGCCAUUUUUACCUGCUCAAGAUGCUGCAUAUACAUGCCAUAGUUCUCCAGGAAAACUUUGGUAGCACGCACUUUGUGAUCUAUCCACCUCGUGCCGCUUGCCUUGACAGGCUUAUACACAGUUUCUCCAUACGCUUCAGCAAGUUUUUUCAGUUCUCUGAGCUUCUUUGGCGACUUUUGGUACUUGUCAUGAUGACAAGAAGGGCAAAACAAACGCGAAACACAGAAUAUCCUUGUUUGCAGGCUGAUUUCCGUAUGCUUUUAUAACCGUUCGCAGUAAAAGCGCUAAUAAAUCUCUCGAUCUUAAUUCACAAAUAUAAGUAAAAUACUAAAUGACUGGUAAGAAGUAAGAACUGGAUUAAGCUGUUGGCUGUAUAUUUGUUGUUGAGGAAAAUGUAGCUAGCUAACUUUGGCACUUUGCGCAGAAAGGAGUGACAUUUAAAGCUCAACAAAGCGAGUUAGUUAUCAAAUAUACCGCAUUUCCGUCUCUAUAAUUUCCGUCGUAGCAGACGCGAUUGGGUUGCUAUCCGCUAACAACGAGCCAAUCAGAUAAAGAUUUUGAUGAAGACUGUAUUGUGAUUGGCUUAAAGAAUGCUAGUUAAUGAUGCAGAACAUUUACAUUCUGCACGUGUUUCUCUCACCUCUAAAAAAUCGCUGCCAGUGUUACUUAAUCUUUGCUGUGUUGAACACGUUUCAUAUUUCAGAUGCGUUAAUGCGUUGCUGAAAAAGCACUUUAUAAAAGCGGAUUAAUUGGCAUUAAUUUGUAAACAUGAAACGUUUAUCAAUUUUUUUUGCACAUUGUUUGAAAAAGUGAUGUGCAAUUUUCUCCAUUUUGGCCAAAACGAUGUGCAAAUUGCACAUUGCACACCGUUAAUUCGCACACUGUUUGCAACUGCUCCUGAUUAAGUCUAAUUAACGUUUAAAAAAUACUCUCGAUAUUUCUUUGUUUUGUCUGGAUUUCAAGGUUGGAAAAAUGAUGAAAACCACAUUAUUUUCUUGUAGGUAAAUUUGAACCACCAAUAUUCCACCCGAAUGUGUAUCCCUCGGGUACGGUAUGUCUCUCACUGUUGGAUGAAGAAAAAGAUUGGAGACCUGCAGUCACUAUAAAACAGGUAAGGGGUUUGGGUCAUUCUUCAAGGAUUGAUCCAGCAUGAUUUAGUGGGGGUGUGCUCUGCCAGCUCUGGUGUCGAGUUGUGUCAGUCAUGUGUGCCGUCUGCCCAUCGACUUGCUUGACUACUGCAAAGUCUUGCUUGACUACUGUAUUUGAAUUGUAAUUGUUGUUCACAGUUCACUAAUCAUCAUUCCAAAGGUCAUAGGCUAGUAUUCCAAAGGUCGUAGGUUCGAUUCCCACCGUGGUCAGGCAUAUUUUUCAAGCUUGCCCAGUGUGGAUAUACACUCAGAGUAACAUCACAAACAUCAUAUUCACCUGAGUACAUUACAGCAACACAGAAAAAUCAUGUUAUUACUCAAAUUACUGUAUCUUAUUUUGUCUCUAAAUUAUUGUGAAUUGUUAGAUUCUUCUAGGCAUACAAGAUCUCUUAAAUGAUCCCAAUAUAAAAGAUCCUGCUCAGGCAGAGGCGUAUACAAUAUAUAGGUAAGAAUCAUUCACCUUACCUGGUUUUAUGAACAUUUUAUCCCUGCAUAUUCCAUAAGCAAUGGCGGGUCUGCCAAGCCAGACUGGUAGUCUCGGGAAAUGUUAGGGAUGUGCUGCUUUGUCGGAUACCGGUUAAUAAUUGGAUACUGCCGAAUGUCAUUAUUUUACCGGAUACUGGUAUUCGUAUCCAGCACAUCCCUUUAAAGAGUUUUGUGUUAUUUAGUCAAAAUCGAGUGGACUACGAGAAGAGAGUAAAAGCGCAGGCCCAACGACAUGCGGCAACUUGA
Molecule: messenger RNA, 5213 nt
Organism: Paramuricea clavata
Lineage: Eukaryota; Metazoa; Cnidaria; Anthozoa; Malacalcyonacea; Plexauridae
Source: the annotation of a GenBank genome assembly